AGCGGAGGGGGGUCCGUGCGCGGCAGGGCCGGUUCCCGCGGAGCCGUCGGAGACCGUCGGCGUUGCGAGGGCGGGGCGGGACCGCAGGGGCCAUGGCGGAGCCGCCUCGGCUACCUCUGACUUUUGAGGAUGUUGCCAUUUAUUUCUCGGAGCAAGAAUGGCAGGAUCUAGAGGCAUGGCAGAAGGAGCUUUACAAGCAUGUGAUGAGAAGCAAUUAUGAGACUCUCGUCUCUCUAGAUGAUGGACUUCCAAAACCAGAACUGAUAUCCUGGAUUGAACACGGGGGAGAGCCCUUCAGGAACUGGAGAGAAUCACAGAAAUCAAGAAACAUAAUUUGCUCCUCUAGUGAUUUCCAUUUUGACCCAGGUUUUCAGGAACAGCUGUUUUGGGGAAGCCAGCAGGCUGUGAAUUCAAGAAAAACUAAAAGCCAUUUCCAAUUAGAUCCUCUUGAGAGCCAGUGUUCCUUUGGAUCCUUUGUUUCCUUGAGGUCUGACCAAGGCAUCACCCUCAGGAGCCCACAGAGGCACAACGCCAGGACUCCUCCGCCACUAGCCCACGGCCCCAGUCAAUCUACCCUAAAAGAACUCCCAAGUCCCAGAAAUCUGGAUCUUCCUGGUUUGCGGGACGUCCCUGCCUGGGAGAGCACCCAGCACCCUCGUCCUGUCUCCGGGGAAAGCUGUUGGGAGAACAACCAUUUAGGAAUGCACCAGAGGGGCCAGUCCAAGGACCGACCACAUAAGGCCUGGGAGAAAUUAAACAAGAGGGCGGAGAUGCAGAUGCCGCGGAGCAGCCCUCCGGUACAGAGGCACUUCCGGUGUGGCGUGUGCGCCAAGAGCUUCCGCAGGAAGCUGUGUCUGCUGAGCCAUCUGGCGGCCCACGCGGCGAGGUUUCCCUUCCAGAGCGCUGACGGUGAAAUGUGCUUCCGACAUGAACAGGCUCAUCCCAGCCACCACCUCCUGCACCAGGGGGAGAAGCCUGCCCAGUGCACCACGUGCGGCAUGCGCUCCCUCCCGGUGGACAGCACGCAGGCUCGCCGGUGCCAGCACAGCCGGGAGGGGCCGGCCUCUUGGAGAGAAAGCCGCGGGGCCUCCAGCAGUGUGCACUCGGGAGAGAAGGCCCAAGAGGAGAGCGGCCACCAGCAGGGGGACACGGAGGCUCUGCAGCAUCUCGCACCGGCGCCCUGCUCUUGCUUGGAGUGUGGGGAGCGCUCCCCUACGAGCGCCCUCGCCUGCCACUGCAGGGCGCAUACUGGAGAAAAGCCCUUCCAGUGUCCCCAUUGCAACAAGCGUUUCUGUCUGCGCCGCCUGCUGCAGGUCCACCAGCACGCGCACGGUGGGGAGAGACCGUUCUCCUGCAGGAAGUGUGGCAAGGGCUUCGCCAAGCAGUGUAAACUCACGGAGCACAUUCGAGUCCACAGCGGAGAGAAGCCUUUCUGGUGUGCCAAGUGUGGCAGGAACUUCCGUCAGAGGGGACAGCUGCUGCGGCACCAGCGUCUGCACACGGACGAGAAGCCCUUUCAGUGCCCAGAGUGUGGGCUGAGCUUCCGCCUGGAGAGCAUGCUGAGAGCCCACCGGCUCCGGCACGGCGGGGAGAGGCCGUUCUCCUGUAGCGAGUGUGGCAGAGGUUUCACCCACCAGUGCAAGCUCCGUGAGCACCUGAGGGUGCACAGCGGGGAGAGGCCUUUCCAGUGCCUGGAGUGCGACAAGCGCUUCCGCCUGAAGGGCAUCCUGAAGGCCCACCAGCACACGCACAGCAAGGAGAGGCCGUUCUCGUGUGGGGAGUGUGGCAAGGGCUUCACCAGACAGUCCAAGCUCACGGAGCACUUGCGCGUGCACAGCGGGGAGAGACCCUUCCAGUGCCCAGAGUGCAGCAGGAGCUUCCGCCUGAAGGGGCAGCUGCUCAGCCACCAGCGUCUGCACACCGGAGAGAGGCCCUUCCAGUGUCCGGAAUGUGACAAGCGCUAUCGCGUGAAGGCCGACAUGAAGGCCCACCAGCUCCUGCACAGCGGGGAGAUGCCUUUCUCCUGUGAGUGCGGCAAGGGCUUUGUGAAACACUCGAAGCUCAUCGAGCACGUCAGGACGCACACAGGAGAGAAGCCUUUUCAGUGUCCGAAGUGUGACAAGAGUUUCCGCCUGAAGGCGCAGUUGCUCAGCCAUCAGGGCCUGCACACAGGGGAGAGGCCUUUCCACUGCCCUGACUGUGACAAGAACUUCCGGGAAAGGGGACACAUGCUGAGGCACCAGCGCAUCCACAGGCCCGAGAGGCCCUUUGCCUGUGGCGACUGUGGGAAGGGCUUCAUUUACAAGUCUAAGCUCGCAGAGCACAUCAGAGUACACACAAAAUCCUGUCCUGCUCCAAAUGAACUGGAUAUUAAGAAAAGGCUCAGCCAACUGUUUGCAAUGAUAGAGGCCGAUUGGAGUUGAGGCAGAGUGAGACAUCCAAAGCGUUGAGCAGGAGUGGUAUUGCCCGGGAAUCCACAGCAACAGUAGCCAGACCUGCUGGUAGACGGGUUUUAGGAGCAGGUGUCCUUCUUUGAGCAAGAGUGUCAUACAAGUUAGGAAUAUGAGGAACCACAAAGGAUUUUCUCUUCGGAAACAUUACCAAUUAUAUUUAUUUUUUUCCAAGACGGAGUCUUGCUCUGUCACCCAGACUGGAGUGCAGUGGCGUGAUCUCGGUCAUAUUGGAAAAGACAGCAUUACAAAACAAGGACAUAAUUUUAUGAAAAGCACAGCAUCUGCAAAC
Rhinopithecus roxellana (golden snub-nosed monkey) is the source of this 2742-nucleotide messenger RNA. It is a transcript of the gene ZNF786, whose product is annotated as zinc finger protein 786. The record is from RefSeq and is a predicted model, not a curated record. The transcript has 4 exons. Bases 93 to 2423 code for a protein of 776 amino acids. Lineage: Eukaryota; Metazoa; Chordata; Mammalia; Primates; Cercopithecidae. Gene Ontology annotation, biological process: regulation of DNA-templated transcription.